GUAAGACUUGUAGCACAGACGAGGUUGGUUCGCGCAACAGUCGUGCUUGAGCUUUCCACUGAACAUGUUACGUAGUAAACAAACGCUGUGAUAGAAAAAUACUUGAGAAUAAAAUUUUGUGAAAAAAACUAAAGUGCUUAAAAAAGUCUGGAUUGGAUUUUAAUAUAAUGUUUUGGUGAUAAAAGUGAUAGGAACUUACAUAAAAAAGUGACAUGAAAAUUGUUUGUAGAACUGUGAACUAAGACUAAUUUAAAAUGAAGUGGCCGCAAAUAUUUAGUUUGGUGCUUCUGGCCAGUAUCCUCGCCGCCACCAGGUUCGACGGUCCUGAACAAUGUUCUUGGCUGCCGGAUAACAAUGAUUCGUCUUCCUCCAAGCUUGCGGUCACUUGCAAAGUGCGCACUUUGGAGGAGUCGGGUGCCAACAUAAGCUCUCUCCCGGCCGAAAUUACUUCAAGACUACGGAUUUUGUGCAACGAAAUGCUGUUCCACCAGAGCAAUCUUCCAAGUCAGGGCGGUUUACACCGUCUUCACGAACUCGAAGAACUGCAAAUUAAAUAUUGUAAAAUUCUUCACAUUGAACCGCGCUCAUUCGAAGGACUGUACAAUCUGAAGAAACUAACUUUACACACACACAACUUUGAAUGGGCAUCCACCAAGAGUUUGGAGUUGUCAAGUUUAAGUUUACAAGGUCUAAAGGAGUUGCAAGUUUUGGACUUGGCCGACAACAAUAUCCGCGCCUUACCCGACGGCGUUUUCUGUUCGCUCGAGAACCUGCAAACUUUGAAUUUAACAAAAAAUCGUAUACGAAGUUCUGAAAGAAUUGGAUUUAACGUACAAGAAUGCAGUAACAGCGAGUUGCAAAAUUUGGAUUUAUCUUAUAACGAUCUGCGCUCGUUGUCCGAAAAUUCAGGAUUUUCUCGUCUUCGCCGUUUACAACAGCUCAACUUGACUUACAACAAUAUAAGUGAAAUUUCCGGAGAAGCUCUCGCUGGACUAGUUUCUCUUAAAGUUUUAAAUAUGGCCAACAACAAAAUAGGAACAUUGCCUCAAGGAUUAUUCGCUGGAUCUCCCGAAUUGAAAGAAAUUCAUUUGCAAAAUAAUACGCUGUUCUCGUUAGCUAAAGGCCUUUUCCAUCGAUUAGAACAACUUUUAGUGUUGGAUUUGUCUGGUAACCAGUUGACCAGCAAUCACAUCGAUGCCGGAACUUUCACUGGAUUAAUCAGGCUAAUAAUUUUGAACUUGUCACACAACGCUCUUACAAGUAUUGACGGGCGCACAUUCAAAGACUUGUAUUUCUUGCAAAUCCUCGACUUGAGAAAUAAUUCGAUUGGAUUUAUCGAAGACAAUGCGUUUUUGCCACUUUACAAUCUUCACACCCUCAACUUGGCAGAAAAUCGUUUAAAUACGAUCGGGCCGCAAUUAUUUAAUGGACUUUACGUGUUAAGUAAAUUAACAUUAAAUAACAAUUUAAUUGUAAAUAUUGACACCCGUGCAUUUCAAAACUGCUCCGCUUUGAAAGAAUUAGAUUUAAGUUCCAACGCCUUGGUUGAAGUUCCAGAUGCCGUGCAAGAACUGUCUUUCUUGAAAACCCUUGACUUGGGUGAAAAUCAAAUAAGUGAAUUUAAGAAUGGUUCGUUUAGAAAUUUAAACCAAUUGACCGGAUUGAGGAUGAUAGACAAUAAUAUAGGAAAUAUCACGCGUGGCAUGUUGUGGGACUUACCUAGUUUGCAAGUUCUUAAUCUUGCUAAAAAUAAAAUUCAAAGUAUUGAACGCGGAUCGUUUGAAAGAAACACGCAAAUUGAAGCAAUUCGUUUAGACGAAAAUUUCCUGACAGACAUUAACGGUGUUUUUGCAACUUUGGCAACUUUACUGUGGCUGAAUUUAUCAGAAAAUCAUUUGGUUUGGUUCGAUUAUGCAUUUAUUCCGAACAAUUUAAAGUGGUUGGACAUUCACGGUAAUUUUAUCGAACAUUUGGGCAAUUACUACAAGAUUCAAGACGAAAUUCGCGUUAAGACUUUAGAUGCUAGUCACAAUAGAAUUACUGAAAUUUCCCCUAUGGCUAUACCAAACAGUGUCGAGUUAGUAUUUAUAAAUAAUAACUUUAUAAAAACAGUGCACCCGAAUACGUUCCUAGAUAAAGCUAGUCUCGCGCGCGUAGAUAUGUACGCCAAUGAUAUGGUGAACUUGGACUUAAACGCGUUGCGGAUCUCUCCCGUUCCCUCAAACCGGUCGCUGCCUGAAGUCUAUCUGGGUGGCAACCCCUUCAACUGUGACUGCACAAUGGAGUGGCUGCAGCUCAUCAAUAACAUGUCCGCAUCCCGUCAAUAUCCCAAAGUUAUGGAUCUGGAUAACGUGAUGUGUAAAAUGACACAUUCCCGAGGUAUGUCGCAUAUGCCCCUCAGCCAAGCUAAGCCCAGCGAUUUCCUAUGCACUUAUCAAACCCAUUGCUUUGCCCUUUGUCAUUGCUGCGAAUUCGAUGCUUGCGACUGCGAAAUGACCUGUCCGACAAAUUGUACGUGUUACCACGAUCAAUUGUGGAAUACAAACGUCGUCGAUUGCUCCGGACAAAAUGCCAAGGAAAUUCCGCAAAAAAUCCCGAUGGACACCUCGGAAUUAUACCUAGAUGGAAAUAAUAUUAAAGAGCUACAAAAUCAUGUAUUUAUUGGCCGUAAAAAUAUGAGAGUAUUGUACGUCAAUAAUAGCGCCGUCGAAACAAUUCAAAAUAGCACGUUUAACGGAUUGAAUGCGCUUCAAACUCUGCAUAUGGAAGAAAAUAAAAUUUACGAGUUGCACGGAUACGAAUUCGAACACUUAUCGAAUUUAAAAGAAUUGUAUCUACAAAAUAACGUAAUAAAACAUAUUGGAAACAACACCCUAGAACCGCUUAUUUCUUUGGAAAUUCUACAUCUCGUAGGAAAUAAACUGGUUACAUUCCCAGUGUGGCAACUAACAAUAAAUACUAGGCUAUCUGAAGUAACUCUGGGCAAUAAUCCAUGGUCGUGCCGCUGCAAGUUCCUCCAAGGGUUGACUGCAUGGGUUGCUGAUAACGCUGCUAAAGUACUCGACAGUGCCGAUAUGAUGUGUUAUAACACCGACUCGAGGCCCCCGCAGCGCCGUGAACUGGACUUCAACAGCACCGCGUGCAGUGACUUCUACGCCGGAAGCUCCGUAAUCGAUAGUAUGCUUGUGUCUGACUACUGGCCGAUGGUUGUUGUGACUCUAUGCGUAGUGAUAUGCUUAUUGCUAUUUGUUGUUCUUUGGUUCAUAUUUAGAGACUCAGUUCGUGUGUGGCUUUAUUCGCGAUACGGAAUAAGACUGUGCAGUUUUGGAGCUACGGCCGCGAAACAGUUCGAAGACAGAGACAAACUUUAUGACGGUUUCGUGUGUUAUAGUCCGAAAGACGAAGAGUGGGUUAUACAGGACUUGGCCGCGGAUUUGGAACCGAAAUUCCAAUUGUGUUUGCAAUACAGAGACCUUCCGCAUACCCCGUAUAUUCAGCAUGCCGCCCCAGCCGUCUUAGAAGCUGCAGAAGCAAGUCGCCGAGUGAUAUUAGUUUUAACGCGAAACUUUCUACAGACUGAGUGGGCGCGAUUUGAACUUCGGCAGGCUCUACACGAGGCUCUCAAGGGCCGAGUCUUUAAGCUUGUAAUCCUCGAAGAAGGCCCGCUUCCAGAAGCCGAAAUGGAUCCAGACUUCCGAGUCUACCUAAAAACCGCCGAAAGAAUUCGAUGGGGAGAAAAACGGUUCUGGGAGAAACUAAAGUAUUCCAUGCCCUCCGUCGAACCCCGUGGCAAAAUUAACGCCAACUAUAGGCGUAACAUCAACAACUACACAAUUGACUCGAGGGUGGUCGCCAACGGAGCCGGUCACACGCAUCAUACCUAUCCCGAAAAAAUCAGGGUUCAAGGUCCGCCUUCUCCGGGUAUGCAGAUGUUGCCGCCUCCAGCGUAUUCAGCCGGCAUGCCCCAGGAGCUGGACGAUGCCAACUACUCGUCGGCGACGACGGCCACUCCAUCCCCCAGGCCAUCGAGAAGACAACAGCAUCAUCACGAGCCGAGGCCGAUCUCCGACCACAUCUAUUCCAGCAUCGACUCGGAUUACAGCACCCUGGAGCGCGGCGGCUCUGGGAGACGUGGACCUCCAUGGAGGCCCCACAUCGUGAUGCAGACUGCAGGCGUCAACCACGCCGGACAGGCCUAUCUUGUGUGAUAACUUUAUUGACUGACUAGAUAUAACUAAAGACUUAACCAUUUAAUAUUUUAAAGGUCUCUCUAAUUUGAGUUCUCCUGUUGAUGUAUAAAUAUUCACGCAAUUUUUAAUUUUCAUUUCCACAUUAUAAUACUUCUAUUAUGACUACAAUAGCUUUUAAAUAUGAUACACGAUUUUAUAUGAAAUUAUGGAUGUCUAUAAUUUAUCAAAGAAAUGUUUAAUCCUAAAGAGUGGCAUAUUAGACUCCUGUAUCUGUAUUAGAUGGAAUUAAAAAAAUAUUUAUUUAUUUUGUUUAUGUAUAUUGUUAUAGUAAAUUGAUUGGUGAACUUAAAUAAGACAUACCCUAAGUCGAAAUGUGUAAUUAUUAUUAUUAACUAUUAUUGUAUUAUUUU
Brassicogethes aeneus is the source of this 4600-nucleotide messenger RNA. Lineage: Eukaryota; Metazoa; Arthropoda; Insecta; Coleoptera; Nitidulidae. The record is from the annotation of a GenBank genome assembly.